Molecule: messenger RNA, 417 nt
Organism: Colletotrichum abscissum
Lineage: Eukaryota; Fungi; Ascomycota; Sordariomycetes; Glomerellales; Glomerellaceae
Product: TATA-binding protein-associated phosphoprotein
Exons: 4
Coding region: 1-417 (138 amino acids)
Biological process (GO): negative regulation of transcription by RNA polymerase II; RNA polymerase II preinitiation complex assembly
Cellular component (GO): negative cofactor 2 complex
Molecular function (GO): protein heterodimerization activity; TBP-class protein binding; RNA polymerase II general transcription initiation factor activity
Source: RefSeq, a predicted model, not a curated record
AUGUCUGAUCACGAUAUUGCGGGCAACGAUGACUUGUCCUUGCCCAAGGCCACCGUCCAAAAGAUCGUCACCGAGAUUCUGCCGCCCUCAGCUGGCGUUGCCUUCGCCAAGGAGGCUCGUGACCUGCUUAUUGAGUGCUGCGUCGAGUUCAUCACCCUCAUCUCCUCGGAAGCCAACGAGAUCUCAGAGAAGGAGGCAAAGAAGACCAUCGCGUGCGACCACAUCACCAAGGCCCUCGAGCAACUGGGUUUCGCAGACUACGUCCCGGCCGUGCUAGAGGCCGCCGCAGAGCACAAAGAAGUGCAAAAGGGCCGUGAAAAGAAGGCAAACAAGUUCCAAAACAGCCAGAUUCCCCUUGAGGAGCUGGAGAGAAUGCAGAGAGAGGCGUUUGAAGAUGCCGCCAACCGCCACGCUUAA